This is a messenger RNA of Parascedosporium putredinis, 1023 nucleotides long. Lineage: Eukaryota; Fungi; Ascomycota; Sordariomycetes; Microascales; Microascaceae. The record is from the annotation of a GenBank genome assembly.
AUGGCCGAGUCCAAGACGCUUCCCGACUAUGACGACCUCCCCUCGGUGAGGGGCAUGCCUCGGGGCUGUGCGUGGGGCGUGUUCGACAAGGAAGGCAAGAAGGAUUUACUAGGGACAUUAAACUUACUUACUCCCGAAGUAGUAAAAAGCGCCGCUGCAGAAAUCAAGGACGGCGUAUCCAUCUCCCUCAAUUUGCCCAUCAACCUCCUCGACUCGGUUCCUAUCCCCGGCAGGAAAAAGUCGACCCAUCGCGUGGCGACCCUCCAGGAGAUCGGUCUGUCCACCGGCGAGGGUUUUGACGACGAGCUCGACUUCAACACGCAAUGCUGCACCCAGUGGGACUCCCUCGUCCACUGGCAGCAUCAGCCUACUGGAUUCGCUUACAACGGGAUCAAACCCACCAAGGAGGCUCUGUCCGUCACCUCCACCGCCGAGAAUGAGAUGCCCACCUUGGACCACUGGCACGCGCGUGGCGGAUUGGUCGGGCGCGGCGUCUUGAUCGACUACAAGGAAUACGCGGCGGCCAAGGGCAUCAAGUACAACGCAGUCGACGGCUAUAGAAUUACCGUCGAGGAUAUCGAAAACGUCGCCAAGCACCAGGGCGUCGAGUUCAAGACGGGUGACAUCUUCCUCAUCAGGACCGGUUUCGCCGAUGCGCUGCUCGAAGAGCACCCCGGGUUGGUCUUUUCGAAGCUCACUGUCGGACUGGUCGGCGUACACGGCUCCGAGGAGGUGGCCAAGUGGUUCUGGAAUAAGCAUUUUGCUGCCGUCGCUUCAGAUACCCCGGCGUUUGAGGCGUUUCCGCCCUUGAAGGAAGACGGCACACCUGACGGGCAGGAUGGCCUCGUUUUGCAUCCGUACUUCCUGAGUCUGUUUGGCAUGCCCAUUGGAGAGUACUUCAACUUGAAGCAGCUGGGAGAAUACUGUAAAAAGGUUGGCAGGUACACCUUUAUGCUCUCGUCGAGUCCGCUCAACAUGCCUGGUCUCGUUGGGUCGCCUCCCAAUGCACUGGCCAUUUUGUAG